AAGCUUUAAGCUUUCCCCCUUCACCUUCCCCCUUUCCCCUUUCCCCUUUCCCCUUUCCCCUUUCUUGUCACACAGUACUCUCAAGAGUCUUUCCUUCUGCUCCAUUCCUCGAUCCAAUAUUAUGGCUGCUCUUACGAGAGUUCUUGUCAUUGCUUCACUACUACUUGUCCUCUCUCUUCACCUUCUCCAGGUCGUUCAGGCUGACCAACUGCAAGGCACCAACGCACAGAGUCCCCUUUCUCCGACCAUAGAUUGUGCGGCGGCAUGUGCAACGAGGUGUGGGGAAUCGAAGAGGCCGAAUCUCUGCAAAAGGUCUUGUGGGAGUUGCUGCUUCCGAUGCCAAUGCGUACCUCCGGGCACCUCCGGCAACUAUGAAGCUUGUCCCUGCUACGCCUCCAUCAUCACCCGUGGCAACAAACCCAAAUGCCCUUGAUUCUAAUAAACCCAUAUCAAUUUUUUUUCUUUUUCAUUCUUAAAUUCAUCACUUCUUUAAUAAUCAUGAACCACCAAAGUCCAAAAACCCAACUGCUAUUACAUCCACCAUGUAAUCCUUCAUUCCUCUUUUCUUCUGGUUGUUUAGUAUUUGCUGUUAUUAUUGUGUGUAUGGAAAUAUUGUUUUUGGUAUAUGUUCUGUUAUACCAAAGCCCA
Macadamia integrifolia is the source of this 648-nucleotide messenger RNA. Its product is annotated as gibberellin-regulated protein 1-like. The transcript has 3 exons. The coding region runs from base 122 to 433 and encodes 103 amino acids. The record is from RefSeq and is a predicted model, not a curated record. Lineage: Eukaryota; Viridiplantae; Streptophyta; Magnoliopsida; Proteales; Proteaceae.